ACAAACACAAGCAAACAAGUAGUUAGCUAGCUAGAGAAAUAGAGAAUAUGGUAGUUGUUUCUUCUUCCUCCUCUUCCUUCCUUCUCCUCACUGCUCUUGUUGUGUUGGUUUCAUGGCAGGCCUUUGCCUCAGAUCCUAGCCCUCUCCAGGACUUCUGUGUGGCCGACAUGUACUCGCCAGUGCGUGUUAAUGGGUUUGCCUGCAAGAACCCAAUGGAUGUGAACGCGGAUGACUUCUUCAAGGCUGCCAUGCUCGAUACUCCUAGGAACACAAUGGGAAGCAAGGUUGGGUCUAACGUCACCCUAGUCAGUGCGGUGCAGCUCCCUGGCCUCAACACCCUUGGUAUCUCAAUUGCACGUAUCGACUAUGCGCCCUUGGGACAGAACCCACCACACACGCACCCCCGCGCCACUGAGAUCCUCAUUGUGCUUGAGGGUACGCUUUGUGUCGGCUUUGUCACAUCCAACCCAGACAACAAGCUCUUCUCCAAAGUACUCAACAAGGGUGACGUGUUCGUGUUUCCCGUGGGUCUCAUCCACUUUCAAUUCAAUCAUGACCCCUACAAGCCUGCUGUUGCAAUUGUUGCGCUUAGUAGCCAAAAUCCUGGGACGAUCACCAUUGCAAACGCAGUUUUUGGAUCAAAACCACCUAUCUCCGAUGAUGUUUUGGCCAAGGCAUUUCAGGUGGAAAAGGAGACUAUAGACUGGCUUCAGGCUCAGUUCUGGGAAGACAACAAUUACUAAUUAUAUCUGAACCAGUUUACUACAAUAACCCACACAUAUAUUCGACUUAUGUGCUUAAAACACCGUUAUAAAAUAUAAAAUAUUAUAUGUAUUGAUGUACUGAUGUGUGCCUGUGAGCAGUGAAGUGUCUAUUUCCUUAUAAUCUGGAAAAAAUGUAUUUUAUAGACAUGUAUACCUAGCAACUGCUAUAAAUAAUAUAUGCAUGUCUGUUUUGGGGUGUGUUAUAACAGUAUGUAUGUUGGGCUUUCCCUUUUUUUCAUGAAAUCUCUUUUCCCUGGGUUUGCAAAACGUUCAGU
Molecule: messenger RNA, 1039 nt
Organism: Oryza brachyantha (malo sina)
Lineage: Eukaryota; Viridiplantae; Streptophyta; Magnoliopsida; Poales; Poaceae
Product: germin-like protein 8-11
Exons: 2
Coding region: 48-743 (231 amino acids)
Cellular component (GO): cell wall
Molecular function (GO): manganese ion binding
Source: RefSeq, a predicted model, not a curated record